GAGCACUGUCUGGGGGAGGAGUACCGCGGCUGUCAUGUCGGAGCUACGUUGAGGACCAAAAUUAUUGAGGAAAACCGCAAAUUUCCUUCAUUAUCUGCCCACCGUGGCGGGUCCUGAGGCUCCCGUGGGCAGAGGAGAGACUCAGGCAUCCGGGAGGCCAAGGACAAGGCUGCCGGUCCCUAAAUAACGGAAAUAUAAGGGAAAAGGUGAAGCCAGACAACCAGCCGGACGAAGGAAGGGAGAGAAAAAUUUGGAAGAAAAAGGGAGAAAGAGAAGAAGAGGAGGAGGAAGAAGCGGUGAAGUGAGUGGAAAUAAAAGAAUAAGAACGAAGGAACGGAAAUAAAAGGGAAGAGGUGAAGCCAGACAACGAGUUAGAACCAGACGGAGGGAAGAAAAGGAGAAGAAAAUUUUGUUGGAAGGAAAAGGAAGAAAAAGAGAGUAUAGAAGAAGGAAGAAGUGAAGUGAACAAAGACAAAACCGGAGGAAAUAAAGACAGGAGUGGAGGAAAAAGGAAUCGAGACACAGAGGAGUGGGAGAGGAAAAACAAGUGAAUAGAGACAAGAAAAUUAAGAAGUGAGAGGAAAACACUUCAAUGAGGACCCAAGAAGUGAAGAAAAACAAACACUAAAAAAAGAACACUAAGAAUAACAUAGUGAACGAAGUUGAAUGGAAGAACGAAGAAAGAGGAGGAAGGAGAGGAAGAUAAAAAUAACCGAAGGAUAAUAAAGAUGGGAGGAGAAGGAGGGGGAGAAAGAGAGGAGUGAAUAAGAAGAGGAAAAUGAGAAGGCAAAGGAAUGAACACUGAGAAAAGGAGGAAGAAAGGAAGAUAAUUGGAGAGUAAGAAAAGAAAGUCGAGAGAGAGAGGAAGAGGAAGACAGUUGGAAAGUAAAAAAAAAGGCUAAUUGAGGAAGAAAGAAAGUUAAGAUAAAAAAGAAAGCUUGAGAACAUGAAAAAAGUGAUAAUUUGAGAGAAUUGUAAACUAUAUAACCUCAGAAACGAGUUAUCACACGUUACUACAGACAGACACACAGACAGUUACAUAAAAGAAGGAAAAACAAACAAACGAAGAGAAAAGAAAGCAAUACAGACACAAAUCAAACAAUAGACAAUUACAUAAGAAAGUAGAAAAAGAAAGGAAAGUAAAAGAAAACAAAACUGAUGGAAAACGAACCAAAGACCCAAGUGGAGUGAUAAAAAGAGAUAAAAGAGCAAAACGAAAGUGAAGAAGGAAAAGAACUGAAGGAGGAAGGAAGGAAGGAAAAGAAGGACACACACACGAGGUACCAAACCCAGCAACACGCAAAAAAGGAGACAAAAAACCACGAGACGAGAGCUAAAAGGAGCGGAGAGGAAGAAGAAAGUGAGACAGAGGGAGGGAGAGUGAAACAGAAGGAAGAGAGCAAAGAAAAAGACGCACUCCACCACAGACAGAACUAAAGAGAGAGAGAGAGAGGAGGAGGAGGGAGAGAGAACCACAGACAGCUAAAGAGAGUGAAACAGAGAGAAAAGACACCAUUACAGAACUAGAGGAAGAGAAAGACUCGGAAACAUACAAUUACAUAACUAGAGAAAGACGAAGAGAAGGACACUCGGAAACAUACAAAGCUAACGAGAGUGAGAGACAGAGAGAAAGGAAGAGAAACAGAAAACAGAAGGAGAGGGAAAAACACACCCACAUAACCCAUAAAAAGAGACAACCCCAAAGGAAGGGACUCGAAGUGGAGGGUGCAGCGUCGCCCUAGCCAAGAUGUCCAUGCUGCCCUUUACGCCGCCCGUGGUAAAGCGGCUCCUCAGCUUCAAGAAGGGCGAGGGCGAGGACAAGUGGAGUGAAAAGGCCGUCAAGAGUCUGGUGAAGAAGCUGAAGAAGUCUGGCGGCCUGGAGGAGUUGGAGGGCGCCGUGGCUGGCCAAGAACCCUCCUCCCGCUGCAUCACCAUUCCCAGGUCGCUGGAUGGGCGGCUGCAAGUGUCCCACAAGAAGGGUCUACCCCAUGUCAUCUACUGCCGGUUGUGGCGCUGGCCGGAGUUACAGUCCCACCACGAGCUGCGUGCCCUCGACCACUGCCAGUACGCCUUCAACCUCAAGAAGGAGGAGGUGUGCGUCAACCCCUACCACUACACCAAGAUAGAGGCCCCUGCGCUGCCAGCCAUAUUGGUGCCCCGAGGCAGCGGCAGCAGCAGCAGCGGCAGCAGCAGCGUGGGUGGGGGGGGCGGCAGUGGAGGUGGAGGAGUGGGUGGGUCAAGCCCCGGCUCAGAGGAGGACCUUGGCUCCCUGGCUGACUUCACCGCUGACAGUGUGAGUGACUCGACCUCGCUGGACGUGGCCCCGACCCUGGAGCCUCCCCCCACCUUCCCCCCGACCGAGUCCCCUCCACCGGGCUACAUGAGUGAGGACGGCGACACCCUGCCGGACAUCACCGACUACCCAGGCAUGAUACCCACGUCACCAUCCCCCCCCCUUGAUGCGCAGCCCGUCACCUACUGCGAGCCGGCCUUCUGGUGCUCCAUCUCCUACUACGAGCUGAACACCAGGGUGGGGGAGACCUUCCAUGCCUCGCAGCCCUCCCUCACGGUGGACGGCUUCACUGACCCCAGCAACAGUGAACGGUUCUGCCUGGGUCUGCUGUCCAAUGUCAACCGCAACCCGGUGGUGGAGCAGACGCGCCGCUACAUUGGGAAGGGUGUUCGCCUCUACUACAUUGGCGGGGAGGUGUUCGCCGAGUGCCUCUCCGAUUCUUCAAUCUUUGUCCAGAGUCCAAACUGCAACCAGCGGUACGGCUGGCACCCGGCCACCGUGGUGAAGAUCCCGCCAGGAUGUAACCUAAAGAUAUUCAACAACCAAGAGUUUGCACACCAGCUGGCCCAGAGUGUGAGCCAGGGCUUCGAGGCCGUCUACCAACUCACUAGGAUGUGCACCAUCCGCAUCUCCUUCGUCAAGGGCUGGGGUGCAGAGUACAGAAGGCAGACGGUCACCUCCACGCCGUGCUGGAUAGAGCUACACUUGAAUGGCCCCCUACAAUGGCUGGACCGUGUACUGACACAAAUGGGCUCCCCCUGCCUCCCCUGCUCCUCCAUGUCUUGAGUGGGCAGCAGGCAUGGCAUCAGCAGCAGGGUAUUGGCUCCUUGCCCAGACCCUUGGAAAGUGUUUUGCUGAGACGGAGACAUUGCUCGCUUGUGUCUGGUGGAGUGACUGUCGGUCUAGAGUACCCCGUUUUAAUGAGGCUGUACAGGGCAGUGUUGACGCCCUUGGUGGCUCAGUGGCGUGUGGAGUGUUGUGGACCCCGAGUUUGCUGUGGGGCAGCAUGCAUGGGGCUGGCGGUGUGCUGUGCCGGGACCAGAGGCCAAACAGACCCCAUGUAGCGCCACUGAGUCUACUGUGUUGAACUCAAAGGAUGUGUGAGUGCUGCAGUGCAUGACCCCAGUGCCAAGGAUGUUGGAGGUGUGGUCAGCUGACAGCCUCAUCCUGGGGAGGGAGAGAGUGAGGAGGGGUCUGCUGUUGUCUGAAGGGAGUCCUGCUGGCAGUGUGGGGCUGCUGUGGCCGAGGCUCGUGGAAGCUGAGACUGUUGUUCAUUAAUCAUUUUCAUAUUGCAUUUUUUCAUUUUAUAGAUUUAAAACUUUGUGUCCUGAAGGAGAUAACACAUACUCAGUUUGUCAUACAUUAGGUCAAUUUUUAUGUUACAAGUAUUUAACAUGUUGGGACAUUCUGGUUUUAUAGUUUUGAAUUUAAUUAAAUUAAUUAAUGAAAUAUACAUUGCAAUAGAUUAUUUAAU
Eriocheir sinensis (Chinese mitten crab) is the source of this 3767-nucleotide messenger RNA. It is a transcript of the gene Smox, whose product is annotated as mothers against decapentaplegic homolog 3-like. Lineage: Eukaryota; Metazoa; Arthropoda; Malacostraca; Decapoda; Varunidae. Gene Ontology annotation, cellular component: heteromeric SMAD protein complex. Gene Ontology annotation, biological process: anatomical structure morphogenesis; SMAD protein signal transduction; regulation of transcription by RNA polymerase II. Bases 1748 to 3079 code for a protein of 443 amino acids. The record is from RefSeq and is a predicted model, not a curated record. Gene Ontology annotation, molecular function: DNA-binding transcription factor activity, RNA polymerase II-specific; RNA polymerase II cis-regulatory region sequence-specific DNA binding; I-SMAD binding. The transcript is spliced from 7 exons.